AUGAAGCUUGCCACAGCCGCCAUGGCGCUCUUGGCGCAGACGGCUCUGUGCGACCGCGUUUUGCACGCCAGAGAAGCCAAGGCGCAAAAGGACGAGUGCAGAGAGGGCAAGACGGCGUGCGGCGAUGGCAAUGGGUGCUGCCCGCGGGGAGCCCAAUGCACGCAAAGCAAGGGCGUGGGCGUGUGCGCCGACGCUUGCGAGGGUGCGACGCUGUUUUGCAAUUUUGGCGGAGGCGUGACGCUGUGCUGCCAGCCGGGCGCGUCCUGCGACUACGCGCGGAGCGUGUGCACGCAGCAGAAGAGGGAUGCGGGCGGCGUGUGGACGGCGGCGUCCACAACGACGUCGGAGGAGGGGACGCGACUACCGACGGCGCCGGCGUUUUGCAGUACGGAGGAUGUGUCCUCUACAGGAGCGGCGGCGACGACAACACGGCAGACGAGUAGUCAGUCGAGCUCGGAAGCGGCUAGCGCGUCGGGGUCCGCCACGAGCACAUCGGGCGGCGGCGGCGGCGGCGUUGGCGUGACGCCGACAAAGAGCCCAAAGGACAGCGGCAGCGCGGUCGUGGCGAGCUGGAGUGCGGGCGUGCUUGCGGUGGUUUUCGGCAUCAUGGUGGCGCUAUCGAUGGGCGCGCGUGAGGUAGGCGAGGUCGAUGCACAAUGGGAGAGGCGACGAACGGGCAUGCUGCCUGUCGCACCUCGCAGUACCACCACCACCACCAUGAUUGAGUUUGAUCCUGAUCGCGUCCCGCCCAUCAAGCUCGGCCUCCACAUCGCCCAAAUUGUCCUGGCAUUUGUGCUCUGGGUGCUGGAGAUUGUCGUCUUCACCGGCAAGGGCUCCAAGGUUGUUGGCAACAAUGGCUGGACGUUUGCCGCCUUCUUCAUAUCUAUUCCCAUAUGGCUAUUUCUCAUUAUGACGCCUCGGUUCGAGCGCACGCGACGUUUCGCCAACGUGCACGCCAUGUUUGCCGUCGACAUCUUUGGCAUCAUCCUCUGGCUCUCUGCCUUUGCGACUCAGGCCGCUUAUAACUCGUCUGGCCUCUGCGGUAACCGAUGCGGUAUCAGCAAGGGCGUUGUAGCCAUUGGCGUCAUCAUCACUCUCCUCUUUGGUGGCAGUACUUUCAUCAGCGGCUACACCAUGACCUACUACAAGUUCCACGGCAGUCUACCCGGCUACAGCAACCGCAAGAUUCGUGGUGGUAGCAACGACAUUGACCCCGACAAGGAAGCCUUCUCCAUGGCGCCCCACGGCGACGAGGCCUAUGAACGCGUCCACAUGGAUGACCAUGACCACGACGGCCCCAGCGCCGGCGCCGGCAGCUACAGCAACCGCUACGGCGCUGAUCCCAACCCGUACAGCGGCGGACACUACGAGGAGGAAGACCCUAAUCGCUACGGCGCCGUGCCCCCACGCGGCAAUGCUGGCGCCUUCUUCGACAGCGAGACCCAGUAUCACUCUGGCGGUGGUGCCGGCUCCCCGCCUCCGGUGGUGCCCGCCGCCUCCCCUUACCGCCCACCUGCUGUGGAGGACGUGCCGGUCCACUUUCCCCCGGCCAACUAUGAUCGUGUUGAUCGGUAA
Beauveria bassiana ARSEF 2860 is the source of this 1575-nucleotide messenger RNA. RefSeq lists its product as uncharacterized. NCBI's taxonomy places the organism in Eukaryota, Fungi, Ascomycota, Sordariomycetes, Hypocreales, Cordycipitaceae. The record is from RefSeq and is a predicted model, not a curated record. Bases 1 to 1575 code for a protein of 524 amino acids. The transcript has 5 exons.